Epinephelus moara (kelp grouper) is the source of this 5545-nucleotide messenger RNA. RefSeq names its product TATA element modulatory factor 1 (gene tmf1). The coding region runs from base 479 to 3946 and encodes 1155 amino acids. Lineage: Eukaryota; Metazoa; Chordata; Actinopteri; Perciformes; Serranidae. The transcript has 17 exons. Gene Ontology annotation, cellular component: endoplasmic reticulum; Golgi apparatus. The record is from RefSeq and is a predicted model, not a curated record.
CUCGAGGAGGCUAACGCUAGCAGCAGGGCUACAAGUUGAGAGCGACCAAAACAAACGAUGACGGCCGAGCAAAGGAGCCGAAAAAAGAUGGAUUAGGUACGGGAAUGGGUUUGCUUUGAUAGUUGUGGCAGAGUUCUAGACACGGCAUUAGAUAUACUCGUAUUUCUACAAGGGAAAGUAUGACAUUUUGACUGCCAACUGGCCAGUUUGCGAGCUGUAACUGUAUCUGGGUUUAAAGCUGUUCCUGUACACUAACGUUACAGCUGUGCUAACUAGCUAAGUGGUAGCUAGCUGUCCACAACGCUUUUCUGGACAGAGCAAAAAAAAUUAAAUUGCGAAAUUGUUCGCGUUAGGUUAUCGUUGAGAAAUGUAGACACAGUUCAAGUGACCGUGUUUUGUGUGGUGACGCCAAAUUCCCUUUAAGAUCCGCGUAACAAUUUGUGGACUUGGUGCUAGCUAGCUAGCCUAACAGUCAAAGAUGAGUUGGUUUAACGCGUCUCACCUGUCCAGCUUUGCCAAACAAGCUUUAACAACAGCUCAGAAGUCCAUCGACCGAGUUCUGGAUAUCAAAGAAGAGGACCAAUGGGGUGACACAGUUGUAAUGCCCUAUGAUGAUGUUACAAUACCUGGAAAGCUGUCAUUGAGUGGAGGAUGGGGGAUGACGCAGUGGGAAGCACCACCUGAAGAAAAGACCACCACUCCUCCUCCUUCCUCUGAGGCCAUUACUACUCCUGUCACUCGCACAGUUGUGGAUGAAUCAGAAAACUUUUUCAGUGCCUUUCUGCCACCCGGAGACGGACAAGGUGUCACCAAAACCCAGGUAGUGUCUGUACCUCCUACUAAGUCUCAAAUGCGGCCUCAGGAGAAGAACAAGAAAAACAAAGAGGCUGUGGCGCAAAAAGAAGUGGAGUCUCAAAAGUCAUCACCUGCUGAUGAGAUUCAUGAGAGUCAGACAGUUGCUGAGAGCCAGCCAGUUGAGCUUGAGUCCUCACCAGCAGCACCUUAUGCAGACACUAUUCUCCUGCAGCCAGUUUCUCCUACAUCUUCUUCCAGUGAUCUUCCUUGUAACACUGACAGCAAAACGAGCGGUCUAAAAACAGAUGUUGGCUCUACAGUUCCUGUAGAAUCAAAAACAGAGCAGUCACAGACUCCGUCAGAUCAACAGGCUGAGCAGGAUACCACAGAUUCAUCUCAACCUGCUAAUGUCACCUCUGAACCUAAGAGCACUACACCGUCUGAUCCUUCGCCCUCCCCGCCCUCUAAGGAAGCACUGAUAGAGCAUAAAGACUCAAAAGGAGAGGACCGUCAAAAUGAUACCCCCUCUCCUCCAGUCAGCGCUUUCUCCUCAGGAACCUCUACUACCAGUGACAUUGAAGUGCUUGACCAUGAGUCUGUGUUGAGUGAGAGCUCGGCCAGCUCCAGACAGGAAACAGGGGAGGGCAAGGCUGGCCUUCAUUUAAUGCAGGGCUCCUUCCAGCUUCUCACUGCCUCCACCUGCGGAGAUUUCCCCCGUCUGGAGGACUAUUCCAAACUCACAGAGAGCUGCGGCUCCUCCUCGGAUGCCUUUGAGCGCAUUGAUUCUUUCAGUGUGCAGUCACUGGACAGCCGGAGCGUCAGUGAGGUUAACUCAGACGAUGAGAUCCCUGGCAGUCGGACACUGGCGUCUGUCACUGCAGGCCCUCCUCCUUUAACAGCUGUAUGUCAGAAGCAAGAAGAUGGAGUAGUGGAGAAGGCAGGAGAGGAGGAAGAGGAGGAAGAAGAAGGCUUUACAGAAACCAUGAGGGAGCAGUCGCUGGAUGAGAUGGAGGAGAGUGGACGGAGUGCAACACCUGUUAAUAGUGAGCAGCCCGAAGACUUGACAGAACAGGAAUCUGAGGCUAAUGUCACCCUGUCGGAUUCUACCUCCAAAGCUGAAAUACAGAUCACUCCACCAAUCACUGAAGAGAUGAAAAGUGUCUCAACAGUUCAGAUUCUGGAGCUGCAAAAGGCCAUUGAUGAGCUGUCAGGUCGCCUUGAGAAGAGAGAGUCUCAGCUGCUGGCAGCCAACAAAGAGAAGGCCAGGCUGGAGGAGCUGUGUGACAAUCUCAAAGAUGAAGUGAUAAGCCUGAAGGAGGAGAGCUCUACUGUUCAGUCCCUAAAGGAUGAGUUCACCCAGCGCAUCGCAGAUGCAGAGAGGAAGGCUCAGCUGGCCUGCAAAGAAAGAGACAUAGCCAAGAAGGAAAUAAAGGGCUUGCGAGAAGAGCUUUCUACAAGACUUAACUCCAGUGAUACAAUGGAGAUCAUCAGAGAGAAGGAAGAGCAGAUCAGAGGCCUGCUGGAAGAAGGUGAAAAGUUGUCCAAGCAGCAGCUGCAGCACAGCAACAUCAUCAAGAAACUGCGUGUGAAGGAGAAGGAGAGCGACACAAGGAUCACCAAGCAACAGAGGAAAAUCAAGGAGCAGGAGGAGGAGCUCAAGCAACUGCAGCAGGUCUUAGAUGGGAAGGAGGAGGUGGAGAAACAGCACAGGGAGAACAUCAAGAAGCUGAACGCUGUGGUGGAACGGCAGGAGAAGGAGCUGAGCAGGCUGCAGACAGACUCUGAUGAGCUGCAGGAGAAGAACAGGAGCGUCCAGGCUGCUCUGGACAAUUCUUACAAGGAGCUGGCAGAACUUCACAAGGCGCACGUCAGCAAAGCCAGUGAGGCGGAGGAAGCGAUUCUUAGCAGGGAAACCCAGGCCAAAGAGCAGCUGAGUCUGGCUCUUGAGAAGGCCCAGGAGGAGGCCAGGAUGCAACAGGAGGCUCUUGCUAAUCAGGUGGCUGACCUGAGACUGGCUCUACAGAGGGCUGAGCAACAGCAAGCAAGGAAAGAAGAUUACUUGAGAGAGGAGAUCAGUGAGCUGCAGCAGAGGCUUCAGGAAGCAGAGACCAGGAACCAGGAACUCAGUCAAAGUGUUACCUCUGCAACACGGCCCUUACUGCGACAGAUUGAGAACUUACAGGCUUCACUGGGCGGACAGACGGCAUCCUGGGAAAAACUGGAGAAGAACAUCUCUGAUAGGCUAGCUGAUGCCCAGGCACAGCUAGCUGUUGCUGUGGAGAAGGAGCGAUCCGCAACAGAAGACCUUCUGUCCAUUAAGUCCCAGCUGGCCUCCCUGGAGUCCCAGAAUUCCCUGUUUCGCCAGGAGAAGGCCAGACUCCUGUCACAGCUGGAUGCUGAGAAGACCAAGAGAGAGAAACUUGAGGAUGAGAGCAGCAGGGAGCAUGUUGAUUUGGAAAAUCUACGAGGAGAACACAUCCGCAUGCUAGAAGAGGCCAAGAAAGAAAAGCUGCUGCUGACCAAUCAAUUAGAGAUGGAGAAGAUGAAGGUGGAGCAAGAGAAGAAGAAAUACUACUUAGCACAAGAGGCACUCAAGGAAAAGGAGCGGAAGGCCAUGACCCACUCUGUAGGAGAGCCCCCAGCCUCGUCCACACCCUCUCUGUCUCGCUCCAGCUCCAUCAGUGGGGCAGACAAUGGUGGUCUACACACUUCUAUUCUUUCCCAGGAUGACUGUUUAGACCACUCUCUGGGUAACAUGACCAUGUCUAUGUCGAUGAGUGGGACCAACCUGUACGAGGCCGCCAGGCUGUCUGGAGGCUCCAGCAUCAUAGAGAACCUUCAGUCUCAGCUCAAACUCAGAGAAGGAGAGAUGGCACAACUACAGCUUGAGAUUUCCAGCCUAGAGAGGAGCCGUUCUGUGAUGGCAGAAGAGCUGGUCCGACUCACCAAUCAAAACGAUGAGAUGGAGGAGAUGGUGAAGGAGAUCCCCAAGUUGAAAGUUCAACUCAAGGAUCUGGAGCAGAGGCACAACACCAUCCUGCAGAUGUAUGGAGAAAAGGCUGAGGAGGCAGAGGAGCUGAGACUGGACCUUGAAGAUGUGAAGAACAUGUACAAAACCCAGAUUGAUGAACUGCUCAAGAACCAGAAAUGAACAGUUGUUACUGAACUGUUACUUCUGGGACACUCACAAACAAAUCAGUCGACCGUCUUGGCCGCCACACAUGCAUUCACAGAAAAAAGAUAGGAGGGAGAAUUUAAGUUUAAUCACUGUGUCGAAAGAAAAUUCUUUUAUCUUUAUCAAUUAUUUUAUUUUAAUUAAUUAUCACAUACUAUAUUUAAGUGGGGACGUUGGGAUUAUGCAUAACACACAGUGUAUUAUUACAGAAUCAGUAUGAAGGAUAGCCACAGUUUGUGAUUCAGGUGUCCAUGUGAAAUCUUUGGGACUAAGCACAAACGUUGCUGUAGACAUAAAUUCUCAUGAUUAAACCUUUGACAUAGUAUCAUAUAGACAGUUUAUAACUGUAGGAGAUGGUGAAGGUUUUUUUGCACUAUACAAAUUCAUCCUUCUUUAUUUCUUAAUGCAUAGUCAGAAUGGGUCAAGAAAUAUAUAAAAAUACUGUACAGAGAAAUUAAUGUAUUGUCAUUAACUCCUUACAAAUCAGCCAGUGUGGAGUAGACCUGAGAGUAGUCUGUGAUUGAAAUCCUAAAGAUUGGAUUUAAAACUUUAUAAAUAUGUAAAUGAAUAAACAUUUAUUUGGGUGGUGAACAAUACUGUUAUUAAUUUGAAGUGUGUGGAAACACACAUUAGAGGUCAGUAUGUUCCAAAUACUACGUUAUCUCAAUGCUGCACAAAAGUCUUCAAAUAAAUCUCCAUGUUCUGAACAGCUGUCCAAUCUAUGCUUUUACCCAAGACCAGCAAUACUUGUUAAAAGGACAGUUCACCUCAAAAUAUAUAUUUAUCAUCUUACCUGUAGUGCAGUUUAUCAGUCCAGAUAAUUUUGGUGUGAGUUGCAGAGUGUUAGAGAUAUCAGCCGUAGAGAUGACUGCCUUCUUUGCAAUGUAAUGAAACUAGAUGGCACUCAGCAUAUAGUGCUCAAAACGAGUAAAAAGAGGCAAAAGAGUACAUUUAAAGUCAACAGCAGUAUGUCUCUCCAGAAAUCAUGACUCAGUUACUCAAGAUAAUCCACAGACCUUCCUGUGAGCAGUUUCAUGUGGGAACUAUUUUCUUUCUACUGAACUACACUCAUGAACUGUAUCACCAUGCCGAAGGAUGCGUGCAUCUGCUGCUAGCUCAACUAGCACCACUGAGCCAGCUAAUGUCACAGCUCAGCCGAGGGCGAUGCCAUUAAUGUUUACAUCUUGUGCUGUUACAAGCAUGUGCAUGUGCGCUAAAAUGCACUCUUCCCUCUGCAUAGUAAAAGAGUUUGCGGUUGUUGAGUAUCCUAAUGGGGCAAAGUGGGACUGAUUACCCAAGGCCCCAUUGGGAAGGGGGAAUUGAAAAGUUUGGUUUUGUUUGCAAUUUUUUGUUGCUAAGUAAGUAGUGCCAUAACUACUUCAAAUUUGACUGAGGAAUCCAGUUGAAAGUCUGAACUUUGUAUAUAAAAUAGUGGAAGCUCUCUGAUGUUAUUCUCUUCUCUUCAAGGUGCAAAAUGGUAUAGUUCGCCUGUACACUAGGAUUUGUCUCUAAAUGCAGUUAGACCAGGUUGAGUGACUGCUUAAGCUGCUGGAGGACCAACAUACAAUGUCACAU